Messenger RNA from Diabrotica balteata, 980 nucleotides. NCBI's taxonomy places the organism in Eukaryota, Metazoa, Arthropoda, Insecta, Coleoptera, Chrysomelidae. The record is from the annotation of a GenBank genome assembly.
GUAAUUUUCACAUUUUUCCAUCUUUUUAAAAUACUAGUUUCAAGUUAAUUUCAAUACAUAAGCAAACCAAAAAAUAAAUUAAGAUGCUUUCCAGGGCAGCAAUUCUUUCAGGACAGGCCUCAAAAUCCCUAGUAGCAAAUUGCUUGAGAGCUACAAGCACUUCGACUGCCAAUACUCAAGUAGCCAAAACUGAUGAAAAAUCCGGCGAAGUGGCUUUUUCCAGACCUGUACGACAGGAACCAGGAAAAGUACGCAUGGGAUUCAUUCCUGACGAAUGGUUUCAAUUUUUCUACAAAAAAACUGGUGUCACAGGACCUUACACUUUCGCAGUCACCUUGUCUACGUACCUGGUUAGCAAAGAAAUUUAUGUUUUGGAACAUGAAUAUUACAGUGGACUUUCCCUUUUGAUUAUGUGGGCAUAUGGUAUCAAGACCCUUGGUCCAAAAUUGGCUGCAUAUCUUGAUAAGGAAAUUGAGGCAUAUGAAAACGCAUGGAAUGAAAGUCGUGUAAACCAAAAACAAACUUUGACUGAGCAAAUAUCAGACGAAGAAAAAGCCCAGAAAAGCAUGGAAGGCCAAACUUUAUUGGUUGAAGCUAAACGUGAAAAUGUAGCUCUUCAAUUAGAGGCCAAUUACAGAGAACGUCUAAUCAGUGCAUACUCUGAAGUCAAAAAACGUUUGGACUACCAAGUAGAGAAACAAAACAUCGAACGCAGAAUUACCCAGAAGAAUCUUGUUGAUUAUGUUGUAGCUAAAGUAAGAUCCUCAAUUACAGCUGAUCAAGAAAAACAAAAUAUUAACAAGUGUAUCAGCGAUUUAGCAGGAUUAGCUAAAGCAUAAGGUUACAUUUAAUAAAUGUUUAAGUAUGUAUGUACAGUCUAUAAGUAAGCCCAAAGUGUAGACGAACAUUUUUAAUUUCUUUUCUUUUUAUUCUUACACAGUACAUUAUACGUUGAAAUAUAAUAAAUUAUUAUAAGACGA